This is a messenger RNA of Puntigrus tetrazona (Sumatra barb), 993 nucleotides long. RefSeq lists its product as uncharacterized. The coding region runs from base 1 to 633 and encodes 210 amino acids. NCBI's taxonomy places the organism in Eukaryota, Metazoa, Chordata, Actinopteri, Cypriniformes, Cyprinidae. The record is from RefSeq and is a predicted model, not a curated record. The transcript has 6 exons.
AUGAUGCACUGCUAUUAUAAAAUUGCAAAAACAAACUCUGUAUUUGGACACAAAACACAAAGACCCGCAACUGUACAAGUGUCAGAACAAGACCAGGGCAUUAAAACUAUUCAUAUCCCUAAGACCAUAACUGCUGCUCCAUUUUUACAGCACCCAAGCCUUACACCUGGACAGAAGCGUUUUCUGUAUAGUAUUGCAGAGGCCUACAGUAAAGAGCACAUGCGACAGUUAAUAUGUCAACACUAUAUGAAUGUAUUACACCGCUGUAUCAGGACAGUGCCAGAUGCAAGUGUGAAUCUAAAUGUGAAGGUGCAGAUGUCAACAUACACUCCGCAAGAAGAGCACACGACAAAUUCCCAAAGUGCACCUAAGAGCAAGACGAAAGAAAGUGGAAAAAAAAAAACAACUUUACCAAAAAUUGCGAAGCAUCAAAGAAUGUCCUCUGGAUUAGCAAAAUCAAACACGAUACAUUCAAGAAAGAAAAAGACUAGCAAUGCAAAACAUGCUUCGUCACGGGAAUCGCAUCCAUGGGAGGACGACUUUGAAUGGGACUCUUACCUCGCUGGACACAUGAGUGGCCUAUCUUUCAAUGAAUCGGAAGACGACGAUGAGGACUUUCUAUUCCUUAGCUAACACAUCAAUCUAGGUUUUAUUUGUCACCAUCGAAAUCCAAAUAUCAAGAUCAUUCUUAAAACGUACCCAGUUUUAAGUAAAAAGCUUCUCCAGACAUUUCAAAAUAGUCAUUUUAAUAAUGUGCAUUCUGUGUUUUCUUAUAAAAUAAAAAACAAAACAAAAACAAAAUUACACUGCUUAUGUGAUGUGGGGUUUUAUUUUAUGAAAGAUGACUUGACAUGGGCCUUGAAAAAUUAAUGGGGCACAUAACAUAUGUAGAAGACUAAUUCACUAACAUUAUGCAAAUAAUGCAGCAUUAUUGCAUCCUCAACAACCAUCUGCCAAAACCACAAUGCUGACAUUCCGGUGACAUAUAAACAG